GGAUUCCCUGGGAAUGGCUUCACUCAUAGGUGUUACUACAGCACGGGGGACCAGCACUGGGGCAGGCGUUUUAAGAACUUGAAUAUUGGAUAUAUUCAGCCGGCAUAUUCAACAGCACUGAACAGCAUUUAUUACUGUGCCAGAGGGCACCCUGCGUCUGCGUCUUGCCUCUUAAAUGUCUCGUGGGGUGUUGCUGUAGUGGAGGGCACCACCACCUCAGGAUCUGCAGACACUAACUCGGCCAGUUGACCACCAUGCCUCGUCGCUCGAAGCCGAGCUGGAGCCCGAUCUGGCUCACCUGUGUCCUCGUGGGCCUCACGGCUGCACACGCUCACGCCAAAGAUGUCCUUACUGUUCCCCAGGAGGUGAGCCUGUCAGCUGACAUGUCUACACAGCAACUGUCCAUAUCCUGGCUGGGAGGAGCAGCUGCAGCCUUCGACCUCAUUAUUCUGAGAACUGAACUCAAUGAAACUGUCUUCUACGAGACGGUGUCCGUGAUGGUGAAUCAGGAGAGCGGACGGCACCAGUGGAACUGGACCUCAGUCGAACCUCUGCAGUGCACAUCGCUGUCCAUCAGAAUCCGCUCAAGAGACGGACAGGCGACAAGUGACUGGAGCAACACUCAGAUACUUCAAGGAAGCGAUCUCCCCAGCAAUGCGAAGUCCCAGAUGUACCCCCAGGACAAAAUCAGACCCGUGGGGGCCAGCACCACCUUCUGUUGCAUUGUGGGGGAGGGGAAGCUGUUCGGCAACAUCAAAUACAGCAAAACGGCCAUGAACGAGACGCGACUAAGUCGGCGCAGUUACGCCGUCACGGCUGUGAACCAGGGACUGUCCGGCAGGACAGGAACCAACGUCAUCUGUUCCGACAACACAGAUUACUUACUGGACGGAACGGUGGUGUUUGUCGGAUACCCACCACUGCCCAGGGACUUGGUGUGCGUGACUCGCGACUUGACCUCAGCUGUGUGCAAGUGGACCGAAGGACGAGGCACAAACCUGUACCGCAAACGGGGAACACGCUACUCGCUGAACAACAGGAACUGCACUGUGAGCAACACGGAGGAGAAGCAGACAGAGUGCAGUGUGGCCCAGUGGGAGGGUAACUGGACGCUGGUGGCCGUGAAUCCUCUCGGCCGACACGUGCUCACUGACUCCGCUGAGCUCGGCCACAGAGUGUUUCCAGUAGCACCAGAGAACCUGAACUCGACUGUCCGUGCCUGGAACGCCACUCUGUGGUGGCGGUGGAAGUACGACAGGUAUUCCUCUCUGGCUCUUGUCUGCCAGGUUGAGCUCACCUCCCAAGGGUACAAAACAAAGCGUAACUUCUCCGGUCUGGGCCUGCGGUCGGUGUUCCUGUCAGACCUAAACCCCGACGAGGAUUACAAGGUUCAAGUCCGCUGCGGUGCCCAGCAGAAUUUCUGGAGUUGGGGGAGUUGGAGCGAGCCGCUCUCCUUCAAAACCAACACUUAUGUUCCAGAUUCUCUUGAUGUGUGGAUGUGGAUGAACAAAGACCACACCGGGCAGGUCAUUUGGAAGCCUCUGACACGAAGACAGAGCCAUGGUCCGAUCAGAGGUUAUGAAGUUACCGAGGAAAAUCAACAGCCCAAACUGUAUCCGCCGGAUACGUUUUCCGUACCAAUCAACCUCACAAAGAUCGCAACCGCCGGCGGCGACAACAAGGUCACGGCAACUGUCAUUGUGAAGAACGACGCUGGGGUGUCUCAACCUGCAAGUGUACAUAUACCACUACGUCUGACAGAUGUGGAGCCCCAUUCCGUGUCCAGGGCCGUCUAUACGGGCCGAGGCUUCCCUCUGUACUGGCAGCGCGACGACAAUGCCACGUGUGCUUAUGUGGUAGAAUGGUACGAAUCCUUCUGCAGGUGGGACUGCACUGUGGGGUGGAUCAAGGUGGCCGCCGGAAACACCAACGUCUCCGUUGAGUCAGCCGACUUCCUGCCGGGUGUGAGGUACAACAUUUCCCUGUACAGUAGCACCUCGGAGGCACCAGAGUUGCUGCAGCGCUGGCAGGGAUACAUGCAGGAGCUGGUCCCCUCUGUUUCUGUCACCCUGUCAACCACCCAGCAGGACUCCGACAUCCUCCUGACCUGGGGAGAGAUCCCGCUGGUCAACAGAAGAGGCUUCCUCCUGGGCUACAACAUUUACGUCAGUCGGGGCUCCCAGCUCAUGCUUCUAGCCAAUGUGCCGGACCUAGGAAGCAGGAGCCACACAGUCAAAGGUCUCUCUGAAGACUCCUAUAAGUUUACUGUCAAGGCCUACACUUCAGCAGGCGAGGACACAGGCGCCACUGCCUCCAUAAUGCUGGAGCCAUACACUGAUUGGCUGAUACUAGAAAUCUUGGCUUCCCUGGGAAUCACAGCCGUAUUCCUGGUCAUCGUCACCUUCGUUUGCUACAAGAAAAGGAAAUGGGUGAAGAAGGCGUUCUAUCCAGACAUACCCGAGCCCAAGCUGCCUGGUGGUUGGUCCAGGUCACAGGGGCCGCUGGAUGUCAAGCCGUCCCCCAACAGUUUGGUCCACAUGGUGGAGAGGCCCGAGUGGGAUUCUAGCAAAGAGGCGCUCGUCGUCAUUCCCGAAGAGGACGAGGAUGAGGACGGGCAGGGAUUCGGAGACGAGCCAGCGGACACCGAUGAGCCAGCAUCGUUGCGUUACUACAACCACGUGGUGGAUGAGCGGCCCAUACGGCCACGUUUCCCAGACUCCUCGGCUUCUUCCGCGUCCUCUUUGGAUUCGGCACGCACGGAUGUGACCUACACAGGCAUCCAGACCUCAGGGUCUUCCUUAGUCUUCCUGCAGGAUUCCGAGGGCCACCAACCCCAGGCUGAUCUGUCCUUCUGUGGAGGAGGAGGAGGAGGAGGAGGAGGAAGAGGAGGAGGAGGUGGUGGUUACCGGCCCCAGAUGCAAUCUAGAGCUCUAAGUGACGACACGGGACUAGCUUCACCUGAGCCUUUCUUUGAGCCCGAGGCUGCCAGUGCCGGGGGCUACAAACCCCAGAGCUCCUGGCAUUUGGACUCCCCCGUGGAGGCCGAGGAGAGCGUCGGCCUGGUCCCCUCUCUCGGGUCCCCCACCUCAGUGGCUUCCACUCAGUUCCUCCUCCCUGACGGAGAUGAGAGGCGACAGCCGUCAUCGUCGGCGGCGACUUGGUUCAGCAACCUGCUAUCAUCCACUAAACCAUGAUGUCAUUUCCUGCUCACUACUAGCAGUCAGACUCCCCGCCCCCCCGAUAUAGCACUACAUUCUUACAGUUGCUUCGAAAGCAGCUUAAUAAUAUUUACGGUGCUUAUUCCCAACAUACAGAAAUCUAUUUGAUUUUCUCCGCAAAUAUCAUAGAUCAAAACCAGUAUAUUUAUAUAUCAAAACAUUUCUAUUCUGACGACAAAUCUCUGACUUCAAACCUCUUUUCAACCCGAAUGUAUCGCACCCCCUGGUGACGCGUCGGCUGUUGCGUCCCCUGACUCCCUGUGAUGGGCAUUUAGCAACGACAUAUCCUGUGUGUCAGGUGACUGCACACGGUUUUUAUCUCGUAUAUAUCAGAUGCUUUUUUAUUUUUUUGUCAACGUGAACUUCACAACGCUACAGACACUUUUGUUUUUAAAAGGAGAACACCACAAACGAACAGUUUCGGUGGAAGAUAGCAAAGCAGACAGAUAACCGACGUUCACAGUAUGCAUGUCUUCUGCUGGUCCGCCAUCGGGGAUAACCUUGCCUGUGUUAUCACAGCUGAUGAGCUACUGAAAGGAAAAGAAGAUUUUAAAGGUCUGUAUAGGUGGCACUCUCCUGGAUCAACACCAAAGUAGCUCCCAUCAUUACAGACGUGAUCUAUUUUUCACGAAACACAGUGAGAUGUCAAUUGAAAGAUAUAUUUGUGAAUAUGAGCAGUGGUUAUUUUACACAGCUGUCUGGAAUUGUGUGGAUAUAUAUAUAUACACUGAUAUAAGCUAGAACAUGAAUACAAACUGAUGUAAUCACAUUAGCAAACACACUAUUAUGUUACUUUUGGGUGUUUUUUGUCGUUAUUUCUUCGCUUUACCAGUAGUGGUUUUGUGCAGUAUAAUUUUUUUUUCUUGUUUAGGAAUACAUUUCAGUCAGGCCAGUGUCCUCUUUUUAAUGUUGCUAUGUGUCGUGCGUCAUCCUGAAGUUGGUAUUGAACAAAGUAUGAGAAUUCACUUGGCUGGGUAAUUACAGUGUUAGAUUGCCUUGAUCAACGUAAUGCUUCCAGACAUUUGAACCAUGUCACCUUUUCACACACGGCCUUGCUCCUAAAUGUUUAUGUGUCAUGAAAAAAACGAAUAUAUUACAAUAACGCAGAUCAGAAAUGUAUUUUAUUGGACUGGCACUUAGCGAGCGCUGACAUUUCUAAAUGUCAAUUACAUUAUAUUUGUGUGCUUGAAUGUUUAGUUUUACAAUACAUUUAAUGUUUUGUCCCCCCCCCCCCCCCCUUAUUUCAUUUGCAAAUUUUCUCCUGAAGCUUCCUUGUACAGGACUAUUAAUAGAGAAUUUCCAGCAAUGCUAUCACUUCGCCUUUGUUUGUUUUUUGACAGAAAUGUGUAGAAAUGACCGUGUGAAUAUUGGUCGCUUGACAGCACUUUGGCAUCUCCAUUACGGUGUAAAACGCAGGCCACUAAUUGCCAAAGUAGACUCUGCAUACUCCAUUUGCUCUCCGCUCGUGUGCACGGUGCGGGUGUUUAAGGACGCACCGUUGGCUCGGCUUCCCAAAAGCAUCAUCCUUUUUGACUUUGUAAGCCAGCGGUAACCAGGAUGUUUAUUUUCUGAGGGGUUUUCAGAGCCAGGGCCCUUGCUGGCCUGUGUGGCAGCCUGUGGUUGUUAUUGUUUCUCAGUGCCUCCAGACAACAAGCUUUAAGUAAAAACUACUGUGACAGGAAUGACGACUAACUUUCAUGGCUUCACUGAUGAACUGAUGACAGGCAGCAGUCCUCCUUGACUACUGAGGAAGAUGAAUGAGCGGGUUGACGGAAUGAUUCACCUUUUCGGAAAGCGUGAACCAACCAGCGAGAUCAGGGGUCACUUCCAGGCCGUGGUGAAGCCUGCAGAUUGUUUUCCUUUGCAGCCUGCUUCCUGAAACGAGCACGGCUUCGGAGAGUAACUUAUGAACGCUAUGUGUUACAUGCUUCUAUGUUGAUUUGAAUCAACAAACCUUUUUCUAUUUUUUUUUCUCCUCAAAAACUUUUUUUUGUUCAUUCUUUACAGCGAACUGUACAGGAGUGUCGUUUUUUCUUUAAUUUUCUUCCUUCUACAAAAUGACAUUCAACAGGCGGUCAGUGUGGAGUGACCAGCUUUCUCCAGAGAAUAAAGGCGAAUGUUUGGUGUUGGCAACACCAGAGACACAUGUAGAGACCUCCGAAAUGUGGAGGCGUCACACUUUCACUCUGUCUUUGCUGUGUACUUUAACAGAUCGAAAAACCGUGUAAACUGAAAUUCUAGCUGCGAUCCCGUGUUCUCAUCGUAGUUUAUCCUGCUUUGCAUCCUCACGCCACCGCUGCAGUGUCACCUUUACCAGACACAUUGUAAGAAGAACUAGUCGUCAGGCUCAUACGUGGCAACUGCCGACAUGUUAUUUCCCUAACCCCUUUUUUCUUUUCUUCGUCGAUCCAUUGUCCAUUCAGAGUUCAUGUUUACUCUGUAGAACAUAACAGUUCUGUGCUUGUGUAUUACAGCAGUCUACAGUUACCUACACAUCUUGAUCUCUCUCUGAUUUGAUGUUUUUUACAAAUCGAGAUGCAUGUUGUAUAAAAAUACCACUAAGAGAACAGUGGCUCGUAAAUCCUUUAAACGCCAUGUUUACGUUAGCCUAUAGCUUUAAAACACUAACACAGACUAAUGUUGUGCAUGGUAACACGACUAAAGCAUUG
Molecule: messenger RNA, 5887 nt
Organism: Cyclopterus lumpus (lumpfish)
Lineage: Eukaryota; Metazoa; Chordata; Actinopteri; Perciformes; Cyclopteridae
Gene: lifra
Product: LIF receptor subunit alpha a
Exons: 18
Coding region: 255-3194 (979 amino acids)
Biological process (GO): cytokine-mediated signaling pathway
Cellular component (GO): external side of plasma membrane; signaling receptor complex
Molecular function (GO): cytokine receptor activity; cytokine binding
Source: RefSeq, a predicted model, not a curated record